Messenger RNA from Austrofundulus limnaeus, 539 nucleotides. RefSeq names its product rac GTPase-activating protein 1. Gene Ontology annotation, molecular function: GTPase activator activity. The record is from RefSeq and is a predicted model, not a curated record. NCBI's taxonomy places the organism in Eukaryota, Metazoa, Chordata, Actinopteri, Cyprinodontiformes, Rivulidae. Gene Ontology annotation, cellular component: nucleus; centralspindlin complex; cleavage furrow. Gene Ontology annotation, biological process: mitotic cytokinesis; Rho protein signal transduction; mitotic spindle midzone assembly.
GUGUGUUUGGUGAUGGGGGACUUACGGGUCCUGGUGGAGGACCUGCUGGAUCUGGCCCAGCAGCAGCAGGUCAUGAUGGAGACCAUGUCUCUGGAGCGAGAGUUUCUGGAGGUGCUGAGGAACUUCGAGGCUGUGAGGAGGACCUGGCAACACGCCGAGGUGGAGCUGAAGAACUACAAGGAGCUGCUGGUGAAGUCCGACGUGGCUAAAGCUGCUCUGGAGAUCAAACUGAAGCACGCUCGCAACCAGCUGGACGUGGAGAUGAAGAAACGACCCGGCAGAUGACGCUCAUAUGCGACAUCCUGGUCCACGACAGUAAAUCCAGCGCCUGUCUGAACGACGAGCAGAAAUCUCUUUUAGCCACGUUCGAUCGCAGAGCAGCCAACAUGACGCUGCACAAGAGCAGCAGGAGGUUGUCAGUUAUUGAUGAGUCAUCCUUCCUGACCUACUCUGACAUCAGCUACGACUGCACCGACGAUGACCUGGACUUGGACACCACCAUGAUCAAACCUCUGAGGUCUCGAGCCAGAGAGAGGAGG